Messenger RNA from Aspergillus nidulans FGSC A4, 870 nucleotides. Its product is annotated as glucose N-acetyltransferase. The record is from RefSeq and is a predicted model, not a curated record. Bases 1 to 870 code for a protein of 289 amino acids. The transcript is spliced from 2 exons. NCBI's taxonomy places the organism in Eukaryota, Fungi, Ascomycota, Eurotiomycetes, Eurotiales, Aspergillaceae.
AUGGUAUUUGAUGCGCUAGAGAGAUUCGGAAGCCGGGCGCAACGAGUGUUAUAUUAUCCAAAGGACUGGGAUGUUAUCGCUGAUAGCGACAAUGAUCGGGACCGUCAAUUGCUCCGGCUGGCGAAGGUCAAGUACAAGGCCAUGCUGGUGCCAAUUGAGCUGGAAAUGAUCAAACCUGACGCAGGACCUGGCGAGGAAUGGGAAAAGAGCAUAUCAAAAUUGCUCGCGUUUGCUGAGACUGAGUUCAAUCGAGUUAUUCACCUCGACUCCGACGUCCUCCUACUGCAGAGCAUGGAUGAACUGUUCUUCCUUCCUCACACACCUGUCGCAAUGCCCCGCGCAUACUGGCUUCUCCCCGAACAAAAAGUCCUCUCUUCCCUCCUUCUUGUGAUCGAGCCUUCGUACCGCCGCUACAAAGCCCUCCUAGAUACGGCCCUUGGCAUCGAAGGCACCGAGGGCGAGAACAAACGGAAUAAAUAUGAUAUGGAACUUCUUAAUGAGUUUUACGGCAACUCGGCCAUGGUUCUGCCGCACAGACAAUAUGGUUUGGUAUCGGGCGAGUUCCGGUCGGAAAAUCAUACUAUGUUCCUUGGGAGCGACGACGAAGUGUGGGAUCCUGAUAAGGUUCUCGCAGACGCAAAAUUUGUACACUUCUCAGAUUGGCCGCUGCCGAAACCCUGGGUUAUGUGGCCGCAUCAGAUACUGGCUGAUAUUCUGCCGAAGUGUAAGGUCAACCCAGGUUCGCUGCAUGAGAGUGGGUGUCGUGAUCGAGAUGUUUGGAUGAAACUUUACGAUGAUUUCCGUAUUAAGCGGAGAGUAAGGCGCACUUUCUAUCAACCCCCUUUCCCCUCGAUAAAGGUCACUCGCUGA